GGCAAUCUUCCUGCAGAGCUACCAGAGCCAUGGAAGAUGCACCCAGCAGUGGAUGAUGUCCCAGACGUGGAUGAUGCCCCAGCAGUUGAUGAUGCCCCAGCAGUUGAUGAUGUCCCAUCGGUGUAUGGUGUCCCAGCAGUUGAUGAUGUCCCAUCGGUGUAUGGUGUCCCAGCAGUUGAUGAUGUCCCAUCGGUGGAUGAUGCCCCAGCAGUUGAUGAUAUCCCAGCAGUUGAUGAUGUCCCAGCAGUUGAUGAUGUCCCAUCGGUGGAUGAYGCCCCAGCAGUUGAUGAUGUCCCAUCAGUGGAUGAUGCCCCAGCAGUUGAUGAUGUMCCAGCAGUUGAUGAUGUCCCAGCAGUUGAUGAUGACCCAUCGGUGGAUGAUGCCUCAGCAGUUGAUGAUGUCCCAGCAGUUGAUGAUGUCCAUCGGUGGAUGAUGCCCCAGCAGUUGAUGAUGUCCCAUCGGUGGAUGAUGCCCCAGCAGUGGAUGAUGUCCCAUCGGUGGAUGUUGACCCCUCGGUGGAUGAUGUUCCAUCGGUGGAUGAUGACCCUGAUGCCCCAGCCAUGGACGAUGACUCAGCUGUGA
This is a messenger RNA of Sapajus apella (tufted capuchin), 582 nucleotides long. Its product is annotated as flap endonuclease 1-like. The transcript is spliced from 3 exons. The record is from RefSeq and is a predicted model, not a curated record. The coding region runs from base 37 to 582 and encodes 181 amino acids. NCBI's taxonomy places the organism in Eukaryota, Metazoa, Chordata, Mammalia, Primates, Cebidae.